Molecule: messenger RNA, 2060 nt
Organism: Argiope bruennichi
Lineage: Eukaryota; Metazoa; Arthropoda; Arachnida; Araneae; Araneidae
Product: protein eva-1 homolog C-like
Exons: 9
Coding region: 103-1395 (430 amino acids)
Molecular function (GO): carbohydrate binding
Source: RefSeq, a predicted model, not a curated record
AGCCACUAUUCCUCAUCCACUGAUGUUUACCGAAUUUCAGAAUUCGAUGGAGGGAAAGACAGGCAUGUGCGCCGUUUGUCUUAGAUCUUGAGAAGAAGAAAAAUGAAAUUUUCUACCCGUUUGGAAAUUGGUCUCAUUUUGGCAUGCUUUUUUUCCCGUUUUAUUACUAAAUCAUGUGCAAAUGAUCAUUAUGAGACAUGGCAUCAGACACUGACUCCUUUCCAGUCGCAUGCCUGUGACGAUGAAGAGCUCCAUCUACGCUGCACUCCGUCCACUGUCAUCAGUGUCCACUAUGUCUUCUACGGGAGGCAAGCUCAUUCCGGACAUCUGUGCCCGGACAGAAGCACCGCAUUUAUUUCCACAGCUUGCCAAUCCACGAAAGCAUUAAAGGUAGUCCACGAUAGAUGCCACAAACAUAGAAGCUGCCACUUGUACAUAUCUAAAGAAACAUUCAGAGAUGACCCAUGUCCUGAUGUUCGCAAGUUCAUAGAAGUCAUGUAUAAAUGCAGACCAGAUGGAUUCUUGAACAAGAUCGUUUGCGAAGGUGGACAACUGGAUCUUCUCUGUCCCGAAGGUCAAGGAUUAACAAUUUUUUCAGCAUCUUAUGGAACGACGAAGGAAGGGGUCGUGGAAUGCCGGCAGUCCGAAGGAUUCGAACCAAAAGAUUGCCUGGUGGAACGUACGCUCGAGAUUCUGCAGAAUCUGUGCUCGGGUAAGCAGAACUGCUCGCUGAGAGCUGACGACAAGACCUUCGGAAGCCCUGGCUGCAGGGGCACUAAGCAUCUCAAGGUGGCUUACAACUGCGUGGAAAGGGUCCUUCUCCGCCUUCCUGGUCGCCAUCCAGCAGAGGAAACGAUUCAAACCACCUCCUUCCCCGCCUGGGUUCGAGGGGUCGACCCUUCGGCGCAGAGCAACCUCUGGCCCGAUAGUGGCAGCCGAGACGAUUCUACGCCAGCAUCCGACAGCUCGAAGCUCGAAAUGCAGAGCGAUGAAGUACCCGCCAUCAACUAUAAGAAGGAAGCUCUGGCCGGCGAUCAAGAACUUGUUGGAUUCAUGUCCAAGUGGAUGACGGCACACAAAUACAUGAAAGGUAAUAAAGACAAAUUAGUGUUGUAUCUCAGCAUCAGUUUGGCGAUCGGAUUUUUAGUGUUCGUCACAGUUCUCGCUGGACGGUUCGUGAUCACGAAACUUGAAAGCAAUCGCCGCAACAACAAGUUCAACAUAACGCCAGAAACCGAAGACCAAUUUUUCAGUGAUAGCGACCUAGAACAUUUCGAGCCACCAGAUCCUCUACCCCCUCCACCUCUCAACUACACUGCCUCCAUGAGACGGAAGGACAGCGAAGUAGCUCCACGUGCACCCAUCAAUCCUGGGAAUGAACAUUGCUUCAGCUGAACCAAACGUCACUGAGGCAGCUGAAUGAUGUGGAGAAGAAACAUUAAAAAAUAGUCAACCCUUGAUGAAUGCUCCAUUACAACUUACAAAUAAUAUUUUGAAGCCCCAUGCAAGGCAAUUAAAGAACAAUAUUCAUUCAGAUGUUUCUGCUUAUGGGGGAUAGUACUUACCCACACUGAGCAUCUCUGAUAUCAGAAAACAAGACAUUUAAAAAUAUCACUUGAUGGAUGUACCAGUUGAUUCCUCUGGCAAGAACUCUGCUGUGUUAGAUAUAUUAAUGUUUCAUUUUAAAACAACAGGAGGGCUAUUUUUGGAACAGUCCUCGUAAUGUUGAAUCGCAGUCAGAUGAAGAGAAUGGCACUUGAACUGGCAUUCCCCUUUCUAAACUUCUGCAACAUGGCAGAGAGAAGAACUCGACUGAAUAUAUAUGGGAUGUCUUAUGACGCUCUCAACACCAGGGCUGGUUUUGUUUUUAAAUGAACCUGGUCAAUAGUCAAAGAUUGUCACAAUAAUGGGGCACUUUAUGAAGCAAAACUGCUCUUUGCUCAAGAAACUUCCAUUUCUCAUGAUAAAUAUCGAAAUGCAAAUGUAUUUAACUACAACAGCAAAUAUAUCAUUAAACAUGUUAAUAAACUAUUAAUUCUGAAGCUGUCAGUUAAUGAAUA